This is a messenger RNA of Alternaria ventricosa, 960 nucleotides long. RefSeq lists its product as uncharacterized. The record is from RefSeq and is a predicted model, not a curated record. The coding region runs from base 1 to 960 and encodes 319 amino acids. The transcript is spliced from 2 exons. NCBI's taxonomy places the organism in Eukaryota, Fungi, Ascomycota, Dothideomycetes, Pleosporales, Pleosporaceae.
AUGAAGUCACUACAAAAUUAUCUCAUCGAUGUCCAUCGGAAACGUCUCUGGGGUGCCGUCCCAGCUGGUCUUCGCUAUGCAUACCUCCAACAUCGCGUUUUGAAGCAAGGUGCCAAGCGCAGUUUGUUCGCACACCUUUUCAUCCCUGUGUAUGAGUCUCAGCUCAACAAGCUGGAGAUAUCGGAAAGAGACCGCGCGGCUAGACAUGAGAAGUUGAACCGGUGGACCAGCUAUUGCAUGCACGAGUACUGGGAGGAGACCUGGUUAGUCGCGUACUGGUCCUCUACAGCGCCAGCCAAGGUAUUGCCAUACUACGAUAACUACAACAUCAACGACCGCCCCGAGAAGCGCAUCGAGAAUGAUCGCAAGUUUCUGGAAAUACUUUGCGCUAUCGACGCGGACGACAGAGGUGCGGUGCUCGAAGCAUUCGCCGGCUUCCACAGCGGAGUGGACGAUUUGAAUUACUGCUUCGGUACCACGAUCCUCGCUUUUGCAGCCAAACAUGGAAGCCAUGAGAUGCUUACACUGCUGCUCCGUUCAGUCAGACGCUUGACUUACAAACAGUUGUACAAGUACUUGUAUAUCGCCAUCACAGAGGCCAGAAACCCGCAUGCUAUCAUCGACGUCUUCCUCAACCACCUUGCCCAGCACUUCAAAGAUGCAAAGGGCAACGCCUUCACAAGCAUAGACGUAGCAAGGCGCCUGCUCACCCAAAAUCUCCUCCUCGCAGCCUUGGCAAGAUGGGAUCUGUUAGUAGUCGAGGCCAUAUGCAAAUGGAUGGACAGCGUUCCAAACUUUCACGGCAAACUCGAAAUGUUCAAAGCGAUCUUCGCCCGAGCUCUUCCCGAUCAGACUCUAUGCGCGUUGCUCCCCAUGCUUGUAACCCUGGCAACAAGGAAUGAGAAGAUACCAGGACUCUUGGCCAUGAGCCCCACGCACCACUUUGGUGCAUCAUACUAA